UGGAGCUGGCCGCGGGCAGCUUCUCCGGGGAGCAGUUCCGGGAGGCCUGCGCCGAGCUCCAGCAGCCCGCUCUGGCCGGGGCCGACUGGCAGCUUCUAGUGGAGACCUCGGGCAUCAGCAUCUACCGGCUGCUGGACCAGGUAGCGGCCAACCCGCUGGAGCACCGCGGGGCCUAGAAUGCGCCGGGGUCGACCUCCCCGCAGGGAGCGCGGGGCGGCAGUCGCGGAAGGGACAGGGGCGGGUCUUCUCCAGCUCAGGGAGGAGCUCCGCCCCGACCCUGUCUCAAGCCCUGGAGCUAGCGCAGGGGCGGUGCCUCCAAGUGACUGCGUGCAGAUCCAGGGGAGUUGGAAAGUCAUAGGAGUUCAGCCUCAGAAGACUGGACUUUAUGAAUAUAAAGUCUUUGGUGUUCUGGAGGACUGCUCACCAACUCUACUGGCAGACAUCUACAUGGACUUAGACUACAGAAAACAAUGGGACCAGUACGUUAAAGAACUCUAUGAACAAGAAUGCAAUGGACAGACUGUGGUCUACUGGGAAGUGAAGUACCCUUUUCCCAUGUCCAACAGAGACUAUGUCUACCUCCGGCAGCGGCGAGACCUGGACAUGGAAGGGCGGAAGAUCCAUGUGGUCCUGGCCCAGAGCACCUCCGUGCCUCAGCUUGUUGAGAGGUCUGGGGUGAUCCGGGUGAAGCAAUACAAGCAGAGCCUGGCGAUCGAGAGUGACGGCAAGAAGGGGAGCAAAGUUUUCAUGUAUUACUUCGAUAACCCGGGUGGCCAAAUUCCGUCCUGGCUCAUUAACUGGGCUGCCAAGAAUGGAGUUCCUAACUUCUUGAAAGACAUGGCAAGAGCCUGUCAGAACUACCUCAAGAACACCUAAGAAAGAGAAUUGGGAACAUUGCAUCCAUGGGAUGAUGUCUCUGGAAGUGCCACCACCCACCGCUGCUCAGCCUUCCCCUGCUGUUUCCAUCUUCGGAGGCCUACACACUCUACCACGUCCCUUCUAAGCAUGUUCGCCUGACAUCCAGCUCACUCGCCUGCUUCCUUUCUUACUCCCCACAUCUUGGGGUGGGCUGCCUUCUUCUGCAAUUCAAUAUGGGGCAGACUAGGGAAACCUUUGCUUGCUUACUAUUAGGAGGGGAAGUCUUCAGUAGGGAAUACAAUCAUUCCAUUGUGCAAUUUUAUGGGGAUGGGUGGGCAGAGGGACACAGCACAAUUUAAUAAUGACUAUUUGGGCAGGCUGGCUCUUUUGCAGCUUGUGAUUUGUUCCAACUUGGGAGGGGCUGCUGGAAGUGGCAUUCCAUUCAGAGCUGACUUUCGGUGCACCCAAACUGGACAACAUGUGCCAGUGGCCAUUUGCCUUAUGCCCUGUGGAGCUGAUUAGGCUGGGAUUUGAGGUGAUAAUCCAGUAAGUCGUUCCUCAUUCCUACUUGUGGAGGAUCAGUAGCUAUUAUGAUGCCAGACCAUUUGGAGAAGUAUCACAGGUCUGAGGGGGACACAUAAUAUGACAACCACAUUUUUCGUCAUCAUCCAUGUCUGGUUUUUUCUCUUUUCCAUAUGUCACUGGGGAACGGCUGCCUGUACCUCUCAAGCUUUGAAUUUUACUGGAAACUGAGGCAUCAAGAUGGCUGUGGCAGCUAGCAAAAGCAAAGAUGCUUUGUGCAUAGCCUUGUGAAAAAGUGUCUUUCUAUGCAAUAAGAUGAAUUUUCCUUCCAGAGUAUUUAGAAAUGUAGAAGGGAUAACAGUUCACAGCCAGGUAAAAUUUAACUGGUGGCUUAAAGACUCUGCAUCUUUUUCUCAGGAAUUCUGCCUAAGUUAUCUGCCUUUUCUACCACCAAAAAGACUUUUAGUUUUCUAUGGUUUCUCCUGAAUUUUGGUAGGGUACGGUAUUUCUAUAGUCAAAGGCACAGCCUUGAUGAUCUCAGGGAAAAAUUUUAAUCACUGUGUAUAAUGAUAGUAAACCUUGAUUAACAACAGAGAAAUUCAGGAUGUAAAGCCGUAGAAUGGGAUUUAUGAACGUGGGAUACCUCAGACUGUUUGUUUUCUUUCUGGAAAGAAAAGUGUGUUCUAUAAUGAAUAAAUAUAGAGUGGUUUUUA
This is a messenger RNA of Macaca mulatta (Rhesus monkey), 2093 nucleotides long. The record is from RefSeq and is a predicted model, not a curated record. NCBI's taxonomy places the organism in Eukaryota, Metazoa, Chordata, Mammalia, Primates, Cercopithecidae.